AUGAGCCAAGAUGUGACCAAUGGCAACUGCACGUGGGGAAGCCUAGAUGCACCUGUGUUCCCCGACUACCUCCCGAGCAAUUCGUCUUUGCCAGGCAGCCAACCUCCUUGGGGACUUCGAUCCAAUCUCAGCAACGCCCCGACUACCUCAGAUAUCCCAGUGACGGGCGUCACUCGUUACUACGACUUUGACAUCCGCCGAGGCAUUCUUGCUCCUGACGGGUAUGAGAAGAGCGGCAUCUUCGCCAACGAGCAGUUUCCAGGCCCAGCCAUCGAGGCCAACUGGGGCGACUGGAUUGAAGUCCGAGUGCACAACAACAUCGAAAACGAGUAUGGUGCCGAGGAGGAGGGCACUGCCAUCCACUUCCACGGCAUCAGCCAGAGGGGAACACCCUGGUACGAUGGCGUGCCGGGUGUCACGCAGUGUCCCAUCGCGCCCAACUCGUCUUUUACCUACAAAUUCCGGGCGGACGUGUACGGCACCUCGUGGUGGCACUCCCACUUCUCGGCCCAGUACACCGCAGGUGUGUAUGGACCCCUGAUCAUCUACGGGCCCAAGCAUGUUGAUUACGACGUCGACCUUGGGCCAGUCAUGGUGGGCGAUUAUUAUCACAGCGAGUACCACGACGUCGUCGCCGCCGCCGCCAGCAACACGACUGACUUCAACAUCUACGUUCCUUGGUCUGACAACAGCCUGAUCAACGGCAAGAACAACUACAACUGUUCCUCCAACACUUCGGCGCCCGCAGCCCCCUGCAACGAUGAGGCUGGCCUCGCACAGUUCCAGUUCCAGCCGGGAAAGACGCACCGGCUCCGGCUGAUGAAUAUUGGCGCCGCCGCCCUGGUGCACUUUAGCAUCGACGGGCACAAGAUGCAAGUUAUAGCCAACGAUUUUGAGCCCCUCGUGCCGUAUGAGGCCGACUUCAUCACCCUGGGUGUCGCCCAGCGUACCGACAUCCUGGUGACGGCGGAUGCUGAUCCAGACCAGACCUACUGGAUGCGCUCGACCAUCACGCUGAACUGCUCCGUGACUCACAACGCUGAAGGUCUGGCUGUCAUCGGUUACGCAGGCCAUCAGCAGAUCAGCAACUACUCCUCGUCAAACCAGGACCUGCCGACCCCCCAGAGCAAUAUGACAGCCGCUGCAGCCGCCGCAGACGAGAAGACGUUCCUGUGCAUGAAUGACGACCUGUCCAAGACGGUGCCCUUCUUCCCCCAGUCUGUCAAUCCCGACCCAGACACAGUCGAGACCGUCACCGUCAACCUCUUCACAAACGCAACUGGAAACCACAUCUGGAUCAUGAACAACAAGACACAGUACACAGAUUACAACGCGCCAGCAAUGCUGCAGGCAGCGCAGGGCAACUACAGCUUCCCUGAGCCCGACGCCAACGUCUACAAUUUCGGCACCAACAAGACAGUGCGCAUCGUGCUCAACACCGUCUACCAGAGCGCACACCCCAUGCACCUGCACGGGCAGUCCUUCCAGGUGCUGGCUGAAGGGCCUGGGGCCUGGGACGGCAACACGUCUGCCAUCCUGGCGAAUCCGCUGCGCCGUGAUACACACAUGCAGCGCCGCUAUGGUCAUCUGGUGAUCCAGUUCGAGGCUAACAACCCGGGCGUGUGGUCGUACCACUGCCACAUUGCCUGGCAUGCAUCCAUGGGGCUUAAUAUGAUCAUCUUGGAGCAGCCUGAGCUGUUGCCCUCGGGACAGGUCUCGGCUGUUAUGCAGGAGACUUGUGCGGCGUGGGAUGCGUGGACGAACGCCAAUGUGGUGGAUCAGAUUGAUGCUGGAAUCUAG
Messenger RNA from Cryphonectria parasitica EP155, 1800 nucleotides. RefSeq lists its product as uncharacterized. The transcript is spliced from 3 exons. Bases 1 to 1800 code for a protein of 599 amino acids. Gene Ontology annotation, molecular function: oxidoreductase activity; copper ion binding. NCBI's taxonomy places the organism in Eukaryota, Fungi, Ascomycota, Sordariomycetes, Diaporthales, Cryphonectriaceae. The record is from RefSeq and is a predicted model, not a curated record.